Molecule: messenger RNA, 3573 nt
Organism: Epinephelus lanceolatus (giant grouper)
Lineage: Eukaryota; Metazoa; Chordata; Actinopteri; Perciformes; Serranidae
Product: fucolectin-1-like
Source: RefSeq, a predicted model, not a curated record
AAGAUGUGCACAUAAAUAUCUCUGUGUGGUCCACAUCAAAUCAUAUUCAUCAACACAACAGAAACAGCAGCUCCUCGUCUUCUUCUGGAUUCAUUCUGAAAGUCAAGAACAAUGAAACACAGCUCAGUUCUGUUUUUGCUGCUCCUUCUGGGGACGUGCUCGGCUCACACCUAUCAAAAUGUGGCCUUGCGUGGAAAAGCGACCCAGUCAGACCGGGUUACCUUACAUGGAGCUGCCUACAAUGCUAUUGAUGGAAACCGUGAAUCUGACUUCGGGGCUGGAUCAUGCACCCACACCAAGGAACAGGCCAGCCCCUGGUGGAGAGUGGACCUGCUGGAGUCCUACAUCGUCACCUCCAUUGUUGUCACCAACAGAGGAGACUGCUGUGCAGAGAGGCUCGACGGGGCAGAGAUUCACAUCGGGAACUCUCUACAAGACAACGGUGCUGCAAACCCAGUGGCUGGUGUAAUUCCUCAUAUCCCAGCAGGCAGGUCUUUAAAAAUGACCUUUACCAGACUUGUGGAGGGACGUUAUGUGACUGUGGUUCUACCUGGUUUAAGAAGGGUCCUUACACUCUGUGAAGUGGAAGUCUACGGAUACCGCGCCCCAACUGGAGAGAAUCUGGCGAUCUACGGAAAAGCCACACAGUCGUCAGUGUAUCCGCAUGGGAUUGCGUAUAAUGCCAUAGAUGGGAAUCGUGCCACCUAUUGGAGCCAGGGUUCUUGUACUUACACGAACCAAGACUUCAACCCCUGGUGGCGAGUUGACCUGGGCAAAACCCACAAAGUGUUUUCUGUUAACAUCACCAACUACAGAGAUUCUAACUUACAACUUGUUGGAGCUGAGAUCAGAGUUGGAGAUUCUCUUGCAGACAACGGCAACAGCAAUCCCAGGUGUGCUGUGAUCUCAAGAAUCCCUCCAGCUUUCACUGAAGGCUUCCAGUGCAACGGGAUGGACGGUCGCUACGUUAACAUCGUCAUUCCUGGAAGAGCCGAGUUCUUGAGCCUGUGUGAGGUGGAGGUGUACGGCUCCAGACUGGAUUAGGUCUGAGGAGGUUUAAAAAUUCUAACAGUGACAUUACAUUACAUUGCAGAUGUUCAGCUGAUGAGCAUCAGCCACUCCGGGAUUGUAGCAAUUAACUCUGAUUUAGCCAACUCCUGUAAAUCCUGCACAACUUAAUAAUUAGUCCAUUCAUUUUCUGUGAACUUCUGCUCAGCACCCCUGAAGCUUACCCUGAGCUGAACCCUUUCCUGCAGCACAGGAGGAAAAUGUUAACAUAUUUCAUAGUUAGGAUACUCAUUAUUUCAAACGCACGACAAAAUUUACCAGACGACUUAAGAUCACUGGGCACAAACUGUAUUAAGUAACUGUUAGAGCUUUGUGACUUUACAAACUAUAAAGUGUCACAACCCCUGCUGAGCUGUUGUUGGCACACCAGGCUUUCCCUCACCUGACGGUGAAGGUGCAGGGCACAUGGUGGUCUCACUCCCAUCAGAUGCUAACACUACAGCAGUGUCUGCCUCAUCUGUAGUGUUAGUUCAUCCUUGUUACUGGUGUUCAAGCAUUGAUGUGUGUUUAAUACAGUGUUCAUCCUGUAGUCUGUGUUUCAUGAUGACAUUCCUCCACCACCUGUAGUGUGGAAAAAAGGAGCACCUUCCUGUUGCUGUUGUAGACCAAUCUUGCGUUUCAAGGGUUGUUUGAAUUCCCAUUAUAUUCCCAUCUCGGUGAACAGCUCUCUGGCUGUGUUGAACUCUCGGUGCUGCCUCAUCGUUUCCACUGAAAAAUCCUUGACAGUCUCUCUAUUUUGAAAUUUACAGAAGAGAAAAAGAACCUCUCUGUGUUGGUUUGGUUUCAGUGGUGCCGGAGACUGAUCCAGGCUGAGCUCCAACCACUUUGGCAACAUGUCAUGAACAAAAUCCAGCAGUAGUCAAGUACACUCUGCACCUUUUCGUGAUACUAAAACACACGCAAACUCCUCCUCCUGCUACAAUUCUCCAAAUUAUCGAUCUUCGUCUCCAAGUAUGCUAGUUGUUUGCAGUCAAAGCCACUGAGGGAUCAUGACACACUGCCUUCCCCUAAAUAAAAUAAAAAGCCAGUUUUAAAAAUAAAAAGUAUUGUAUUGGUAUCGAUAUUGGUGAUUCUGGCCCUGAAUUAUCGUCAGCCUGGUCUUAUUCAGUAGUGGUUGAAUACUGCGGCUUUGUCAGUGAUUUGGUGUCAAGCCACCUUUCACAGCACUAUAAUACGCUGCCCAGUGGCGUCAGUUUGUAACGCAGCCAAACACAACCUUUCAUGGUGCUAUGGUAUGAUGCUGGUCGGUCAGACGGCAGCUAUAGUGGCGGUAUGAUAUGUCACUGGACAGCAUCAGCUUGAAAUGCUGCCAGUAACAACGUAAUACAAGGAGCUGAAAAGUCCCUAUAAGGCAGAUAGGAGUGGUGGUGGAUGGAUCCAACAAACCCCGGGCUGUAAUCUGGGAGAUCAGUGUUUCCUUCCUGUAUGAAUGCAGAACCAAACCAUGAUGUUUUUUUCUAAACUUAAACAUGUGCUUUUGGUGACAUCCUGGCGUUGGUAGGGUUGUACCGGAGCGUCAGCAGCAGAUGCAGGAGGAUAUCUGGCAUGUGACAUGUAGACGUGAACAUCCACUGACAAAGCAGUGAUAUGUGACGACUAGAGAUGAGAAUGUGUUGGUAUCACCCACCCCAACAGAAUGUGUUCCUGCAGCUAUGGUAACAUCUCAUUUCAUUGUAGAGCUGCAUGAGACUACUGCUGCAGGAGUGUGAGCUCCACACCUGGGACAGAGUCACAGUGACAGGGCUAACUGUUAGCUAACGGCUAAUGUUACCACACAGGUUUAACAACAGAGUCAAGCUGUUUUUGUGUCAGUGUGAGUUUUUCGGUCUUUUUAAUGGCUCGGUGUUGAAUGUUUGCCGCUGCUGCUGUGUUAGCUGACACUAACCGGGCAGAGAGAGCAGAAGGAGAGCGGCUCACAUAGACGGUCCUUCAGCGCCGCCUCAAACAGAUAACUGUAAUCUGACUGGCCAAAUGUUAUGAAUACUGACUAACAGGUUAACGUUUGUCUAUUCUACAUUUCAUGCGUAUUUAAAUUCUCAUUUGUAAAAAAUGUGGCAUUGUGUAAAAAAGCGCACCAUCAGACCAUAAAGGGGACAUGUUGCUAAUUCAGCUGAUACAUUGCGAUCAAUCAUUUUUCAUAUAGUUAUAUUCAUCCAUGUCAGUCGUCAUCAGUGUGUACAGAGAACAAACAUGUUCAGCACUUCAGUUAUAUUUCAAACUAUUAUAGACCUUUUCUCUCCUCCUCUGUCUCAUGUGGAUUCACUCAUUGUUUGUUUGCCUUUUCAACAUCAACAUAAUUAACCUAACUCUAAUGUUCCCUACUCUGCAUUGUCUAUGUAGCUGCUUAUGUUUUGCUGUUUUGCCUCUGAUAAUUGUUUCUGUUUUUAUUUUGUAUUGUGAUGUGUUUUUAUUGCAUAGUGUCAGGCCAGUUCUAACUGUAACACACAAUGUUAUUUUUAAUUCCUGUCCUGUGUAAAUAAAAUAAAACUGAAAAUGAAAACAAAA